AUGGAUCCUAUCUCCCCAGCAAGUGAUACCACCAAAAGUCACACCAAUUCCGAAGAUUCUGUCUCUCAAGAAGGCCAUGGAACUCCUCCCCCAACCGACACUGUACUAGCCAAGAACUUCCAAAGUGUUCCCCCCCUGUCUGCUCCAUCAGUUCGCCCCCCUUCCUUCCAAGAGUUUGCUCUCAAAGCCAAUGAACCAAGCUCGUCUGCCCCACUGAUCCCUUCUGAGCCCAUACUCGACACUGAAAUCCAACAAAUCACUGCCGAAGAAUUUAAUCGAAACAUGAUGGCGGCCGAGCAAGCUACACGUGGCCUCCGCAACCUCAAACUUCCCAGGAGCCUGAAGGAGCAAGUUGAAUCACUUGAGAAGUCUCUUGUUCGUACCAAGAGAACUUGGGAAGAAACUGGCGAAAUUCCUGAUGAUGAAGCAAUCAAGAUCCACCAAGGCGCGACAGCAGCCCCCUCUUCAUCAACACCGAAUUUCAAAAAAAACCCUCCACGCAAAAGAGGUAAACGCAAUCCGGCCACCAAACCAGCUGACUUACUCAAUCAGCACCCAAAUCCACCGCCAAAUCCUCCCGCUGAGACUACACCCAAUCAAACUACAGCUCAAUCGGUGCCCAACUCCCAAACAGCCUCAAAUUUGCCCACCCCUGUCUCAAACAAAGCAAACCCUCCGUUGGACACAGCUGAGAAAAACAAUGUACCCAGCACUCCCUCGGACAACCUUGGAGCAGACUCCGCCACAGACUCAACUCAUCAUCAACCGUCAAUGCCACCACCCGAUUUACCAUCUGGGCAUGUCCAAAACCAAGCCAAAGAUCCAACCCCCAUCUCCAGCUCACAAGUUACUACUCAACAACAGCAAACCCAGAUCCCCAACCCCCCGCCAGGCCCUACAACCUCUCUUCCAUCCGGCGAUUCUCAACAGCCCUCUGCUUCUGAAAACCCACCUAACAGUCAAGCCAAUUCAAGCCAGCCACAGCCAACUCCCACCGAGUCUCCUCAGCUUCCCAACCAGCCCCAAGAUCAACCAUCCACCCCUCUUACUAACACUAAUAUUACCAUAAUCAAGUCAACUGAUGUUCGGAUCCAGUUGAUUAAGCUCCAUCAACAGAUCGAAGGGGUCAAACCCAACUGGCAGAAGUAUCAAACUACGUGGACUUCCCUCUCAACACUCGUCCAGUUCCGCGCCUUAUCGAUGGGCAAUUUGGCCCCCCACAGCCCCCAAUUUCACUUCCAGAGGACAGCCUGCUCUUACAACUCGUGGAUCAAGACAAUAAGCUCAUUGGGGAAGCAAUUCUUAGGUCCAUCAACCAACGAACAAUGGUACUGUCCUGAUGUCAUAGACCUUCCGCUGCUUGCAAGUUUUGCCAACACAGAUGGUACUCUCCAACCGCAUCAAUUCAUCCCACCAUCGACUAAAUCACCACAUCCUGAGUCCACUCUAGUUCGGUUCCUCUUCCGCCUUCAGAACCCUCCAGCCUCCAUCAUAUCUGAAUGGGCCAAGAUCAUUGCUGCCUCUGUCGAGCUCAUGGCCAACAACUUGUACAAAGAUCCACUACCAGAAACAUGUGAAGAUGAUGACGAAAUAUUACAAGGCGUGCAAGCGCUCCAUCACUUCAACAAGCUCAAGGCUGCCUCCUCCUCCUUUGAAGCAAGCACUGAAAACCCUGCCGGUACCGAAUCUCAAGUGGUCCAACGUUCUCACUCAGUUGAUGUCUUACAGGAAUUUCGAAAUCUAAUUAUUGAUGUCUUCAUGGCUUAUGUGAUUUUCCAAACGCACGCGCUCAGUAGCCAACCCCUUGACAGCACCCAGAGAAAGAACCGCUCCCGCUCCGCUCGAAACUCCAACCCCAAUCCACAGGGCUCAUCUGCCGUAACCACUACCGGGAAUACUUCAACUCAGCUGACACAAUUGAAGGACGAGGCAAGCAAACAACUUCAAACAAUACAAUCCCGACAGAACUUCCAACCCCUUGUAUACUUUUUACUUGGUGGUGUUCGUGGACUCUUCAUUGCCUCCAGAAACCACCAAACCUCCCCAGUCUCGGAAUGCAUCUAUUUCAUUCAGGCCAUUUCAAUAAUCAGUGAAACCUCGUCCACUCGACGCACCCCCGAGGAACCCAUUUGGAAAAAUCUCUCUGCUUACAUCGUUAAAAUAUUUAAACCAGCUUUUGAGUCCCCCAACAAGAUUGUUGCACUGCACAAGCCACCCACCUGCCACCAACUUGCCGAAGCAAUUACCAUUGAUUACUUGAAUCACUGGAAAGAGAUCCAACCCAGUAGUCCCUUCUUAAUUCCAAACUCGUCUCGUCAGAUUACUCAAAAUUGA
Puccinia graminis f. sp. tritici CRL 75-36-700-3 is the source of this 2334-nucleotide messenger RNA. RefSeq lists its product as uncharacterized. Lineage: Eukaryota; Fungi; Basidiomycota; Pucciniomycetes; Pucciniales; Pucciniaceae. The record is from RefSeq and is a predicted model, not a curated record. The transcript has 4 exons. Bases 1 to 2334 code for a protein of 777 amino acids.